AUGCAUGUUCAGCAGUUCUUCCUUUUCGGCGUCGCUCUUCUCGAGCUGCUGUCCGUCAUCAUCAUCGUCGUCCUCAACGCGGCGGGACAGAAUUCAGACAAUUUCGACGUGUCAGCACCUGACAUGUACCUGCUGACUUGGACAAAAGACGUCUUAUACGAAACAGACAACGACAACCAGACAGAGACGUUUUCCGUUUACUGGUAUCUCAACCAUUUGUGCAUACGAAAUGGUACCGGCCAUCUCCAUCCUAUUUCCCGUAAUUUGGGCACCAACUUCAACUGGCGGCAGAUUGACAACCAAAUCAUCGAUUACUUGCACAGCAGAGACCAUUCACCAAAUUCAAAUUCUUGCGGCGCUUUGCCUGCUCAUACACCCAUAAACUCUACCGUUGGCGGCUUCAACAGCACAUCUGGCACAAGCGGCUCUGGCACCUCGGCAUCCUCCGGCAACGCCACAACAACUGACUGCAGACUCCCCACGACCGUCAAGGUCACUGAUGCACCUCCACAACUCAGCGGCCAGCCAGCCUUUGGCAGUGUUUCGUUCGUCUUUUAUAUUCUGGACAUCGCCGUCACUCUUCUGGCCUGGCCACUGCUUUUGUUCCUGAACGGUACCAAGCUCUGGCAAAAGCGUGGUCGCAUAGCCAUGGCCUGUACAAAAGCCUUCGCCACGACGACUAAUCUGAUUGCAGUCGGCCUGCUUAUUAGCGGCGUGUCCUGGGUUGUCAAGCACACAUCCAAGGAUGGAGCCUCUGCCGAUUCCUUUCUCCAACCAGACAAUUCGUCGACCCUGCCCACGGCAUCUGAUAUGUACCCCUUGGCCAACAACAUCUUGAUAUCUCGCGCCGAGCUGAACGACACGGCGCUCGCCAACUCGACCAUGCCGGUGAUCAGCCCGGGGCCGGCUGCAUCGAGUCUCGUCUGGGUUUCUGUGACAAGCCAACGGCCUGGGUCAUUGCCCGUCUACCGCCCACGCGAUGGCAAUGCACGUCACCGCGGGGAGGACGGGGAAGAAUACGAAGACUUGCCGCCGUACCAGAGAGAAGACCCUCUCGGCCGUCCACCAAGUAUACCAGGCUAUACAAUCAGCAACGGAUGCACAGUCACAUACACAACCGCACCCACUGCAGCCGACGAUAUCCCUUUGCACCGUGUUGCCAGCAGUGACGCGUCGGGGUCAAGCCAGACCCUCGCACCGGGCCAUGCCGAUCACUCUGGUCGUCGAAGCCCGAGUCCCGAUUACGAGGAGGUAGUCGGCGUCGAGCCAAUAUCGCUUCUCUCCAGCGAUGGUGCAGCCACACAGCAGCACGAGCCUGGUGCCGUGUUGGUUGUAGACACGCGCCAGGGUAUAAGCAGCGGCAGCAGUCGCCGAGCCAGUCACGAGAGCGUUGAGCGCCCUGUAUCGCCAGACGUUGCAUCAGCCAGCAUCAAUGAUCUGUUACUCGAUGUGGCACUGUCGUCAUCGCCCACGCGGAGCGAAGGUACUGAGCCAACCGCUGGCCCGGUCUUAACAAACAACGCAGCCUCAUUGGCUCCGUCAGUCGCUGUAGAGACGGAUCGAUGA
Messenger RNA from Sporothrix brasiliensis 5110, 1566 nucleotides. RefSeq lists its product as uncharacterized. Lineage: Eukaryota; Fungi; Ascomycota; Sordariomycetes; Ophiostomatales; Ophiostomataceae. The transcript is spliced from 3 exons. The coding region runs from base 1 to 1566 and encodes 521 amino acids. The record is from RefSeq and is a predicted model, not a curated record.